Molecule: messenger RNA, 581 nt
Organism: Gryllus bimaculatus (two-spotted cricket)
Lineage: Eukaryota; Metazoa; Arthropoda; Insecta; Orthoptera; Gryllidae
Source: the annotation of a GenBank genome assembly
GUACCAUUUGUUGACAUCAGGAAUACAAAGUGCACGAAAAUCUGAACAUGAAAUGGUUACUGAAUUGCUAAUAAUGACGCAGUUGAUCAACAAACAAUGGAAUGAAGAAUUGCGAAAGAAAAUGUAUUAUAUAGAUUUAUUUUAUUUUGCUACUCUUCGUAUAAUCCAAUUUAGAGUGUCAUGGACAUAUUUGAACUUCAGCAACAAGAGUGAGUUUAAUUAUUGUAUAUAAAGGAAAGACAUUGACUUCAAUAAUUGAGAGCAGUAGCUCAGUGUUUGAGAGCUUAAUUAACAUUCCAUAUUAGUUACUAAUUAUAAAAUGUAAUAUAGAAAGUAUUAAUUUUACAACAUAGAGAGAUGUUAAUAUACUUUAUUGCGCUAACAUUAAUAAUGUAGUUUAUGACAACUGCAAGUUCCAAAUAAAUGUAAUAUUUAUAUUGAUGUUAAAAUUUAAUAAAUCCUUUUAAUAUUGUGACUACAGUUUUUUAGGAGUAACGUACGAUACAUAAUAUUUUUCCCAACCCAAGGCACCAAAGCAGUAGUCUUCAAAUGAGCGUAAGGUUGCAAAUUUGUGUCUUUCG